Messenger RNA from Miscanthus lutarioriparius, 1980 nucleotides. NCBI's taxonomy places the organism in Eukaryota, Viridiplantae, Streptophyta, Magnoliopsida, Poales, Poaceae. The record is from the annotation of a GenBank genome assembly.
AUGUCGGCGAGGCUACGGGUGGAGGAGCUCCGCGCGGCGCUGCUGAGCCGCGGCCUCGAUGUCACUGGCACCAAGCAUGCUCUCGUGCGGAGGCUGGACGCCGCAAUCUGCAAGGAUGAGAAGAUCGCGGCGGCUGCUGCGGCUACCGAGGUGGCAGAUGGGUAUGGCGUAGCCGUAGAUGGUGUGCUCGUGGAUGGCAAAGGGAACGGCGGGAACAACAAGAAGAGGAAAAGGUCCGGUGAUGGGGAUGAAGAGGGGAACGGCGAUACGUCUAUAGAUCUGGCAAAACUAGAGGGCAUGAGCUAUCGCGAGCUGCAGGGAUUGGCUAAGGCACGGGGACUCGCGGCAAAUGGGGGCAAGAAGGAUGUUAUCCAGAGGUUGCUCUCGGCGACUGCUGAUCGUGCUGCAGUUGCAGAUGGUGGUCCUCAGGGCGAAAAGGAAGUCAUAAAAGGUGGUGAUGAGGAGGUUGAGGUGAAAAAGGAGAAGAUGGUUACAGCCACGAAGAAGGGAGCUGCAGUGCUGGAUCAGCACAUUCCCGAUCACAUAAAAGUGAACUAUCAUGUCUUGCAAGUGGGCGAUGAAAUCUAUGAUGCCACCUUGAACCAGACUAAUGUUGGAGACAACAACAAUAAGUUCUAUAUCAUUCAAGUUUUAGAAUCUGAUGCUGGUGGAAGCUUGAUGGUUUACAAUAGAUGGGGAAGAGUAGGGGUACGAGGUCAAGAUAAACUACAUGGUCCCUUUUUAACACGAGACCAAGCAAUAUAUGAAUUUGAGGGGAAGUUCCAUGACAAAACUAAUAAUCAUUGGUCUGAUCGCAAGAACUUCAAAUGUUAUGCAAAGAAAUACACUUGGCUUGAAAUGGAUUAUGGUGAAACUGAUAAAGAAAUAGAGAAAGGUUCCAUUACUGAUCAGAUAAAAGAGACAAAACUUGAAACUAGAAUUGCGCAGUUCAUAUCCCUGAUCUGCAAUAUUAGCAUGAUGAAGCAACAAAUGGUGGAAAUAGGUUAUAAUGCUGACAAGCUUCCCCUUGGAAAGCUAAGCAAAUCUACAAUACUUCAGGGUUAUGAUGUUUUGAAAAGGAUAUCCAAUGUUAUUUCAAAGGCAGACAGGAGACAGCUUGAGCAAUUGACUGGGGAAUUCUACACCGUGAUUCCUCAUGACUUUGGUUUCAGAAAGAUGCGUGAAUUUAUUAUCGACACUCCUCAGAAACUAAAAGCUAAGCUGGAGAUGGUUGAAGCCCUUGGUGAGAUUGAAAUUGCAACUAAACUUUUGGAGGAUGAUUCAAGUGACCAGGAUGAUCCGCUAUAUGCUCGAUACAAGCAACUUCAUUGUGAUCUCACACCUCUUGAAGCUGAUUCAGAUGAGUACUCUAUGAUAAAAACAUAUUUGAGGAAUGCACAUGGAAAAACACACUCUAGUUAUACGGUGGACAUAGUGCAAAUAUUUAAGGUUUCAAGGCAUGGUGAAACAGAGCGAUUUCAGAAAUUUGCUAGUACAAGAAAUAGGAUGCUUUUGUGGCAUGGUUCUCGGUUGAGCAACUGGACUGGGAUCCUUUCUCAGGGUCUGCGAAUCGCUCCUCCUGAAGCACCUGUUAGUGGUUACAUGUUCGGCAAGGGUGUUUACUUUGCUGACAUGUUUUCAAAGAGUGCAAACUAUUGCUGCGCUUCAGAAGCAUGUAGAUCUGGAGUGCUGCUUUUAUGUGAGGUUGCAUUGGGCGAUAUGAAUGAGCUACUAAAUGCAGAUUACAAUGCUAAUAACCUGCCCAAGGGAAAAUUAAGCACGAAGGGAGUUGGUCAAACAGCACCUGACAUGGUCGAGUCUAAGAUCACUGACGAUGGUGUGGUUGUUCCCCUUGGCAAACCUAAACAGGAACCUUCCAAAAGGGGUGACUUGCUUUACAAUGAGUACAUAGUGUACAACGUAGAUCAGAUAAGAAUGCGGUAUGUCCUACUUGUUAACUUCAACUUCAAGAGGCGGUAG